This is a messenger RNA of Prorocentrum cordatum, 318 nucleotides long. The record is from the annotation of a GenBank genome assembly. Lineage: Eukaryota; Dinophyceae; Prorocentrales; Prorocentraceae.
CGACCCUUUCUUUCGUCCGUCCUCUCUUCCCUUGCGUUGAUCAGGGCCUCGGGCCAUGACGACCGUGGAGCCCGCGUCCGUGCACGAGCACAGCAAGCACCGCAGCAUGAGCACUUUGAGCAACGAGACCCCUGCCGCGUCUCGCGAGUCGACAUUCAUCUGGACAUCCAUCGCCCGGUUGGGCUUCGCCGCGCGCAAAAGGGUGCCGUGCCGGGUGCUCGGCAUCGCCAGUUGGAGGAACGUGCCCAGCCAACACAGUUUCGACCAGAAGACCCAUCAGACGAAGUACAGUCGGGGCCCUGAAGAAGGAACCCUUUU